AUGCGAAGAAAGGUAGUUUUACCUUUUUUGAGUGGACGAUGGAUAUCUUCGUGGAACGAUGGAUCUGAUGGAUACGAGUGGAAAUCACGUGCUUUGGCAGAAAAACGUUCCCUUGCCCUUGAAUAUCUAGGAGAUGUUAGUAAAAGAGUACAGAUUCAUGAUGCGAUCCGUUUAAAAGCCGACGUUAACAGAAAAGCUAUUGAAGAUACAGUGAUACCUAAUUUUUUUAACUCAAGUGAUGAAAAUCAAGAUGAUGAUAUUGAUAGAAUUGGUGAAAUUGAUUAUUAUUCUUUACUAAAUAUGGUUGAAGGAGAAAUUGACCCUGAUAGUUUACAACAUCUUAGUUCCUCUGAUGCUUCACUCUUAAGGAAUGAGUUUUUAGAAGAAGAUGAUUCCUCUGAGGCAAAACUUUUAUCCAAAUGGAUUAACUAUCGUCGUGACACCGCCGAUUACCAAAGCUAUGCAUCAGUACCGGAGGAGGAGCGAACGGAAUGGUCUGCGUGGUAUCUCCGUAACGUGCGUGCGACUCCGAGUAAUGAUGAGUAA
Trypanosoma theileri is the source of this 546-nucleotide messenger RNA. RefSeq lists its product as uncharacterized. Bases 1 to 546 code for a protein of 181 amino acids. The transcript has a single exon. The record is from RefSeq and is a predicted model, not a curated record. Lineage: Eukaryota; Euglenozoa; Kinetoplastea; Trypanosomatida; Trypanosomatidae.